Mucor mucedo is the source of this 599-nucleotide messenger RNA. RefSeq lists its product as uncharacterized. The record is from RefSeq and is a predicted model, not a curated record. The coding region runs from base 36 to 479 and encodes 147 amino acids. Lineage: Eukaryota; Fungi; Mucoromycota; Mucoromycetes; Mucorales; Mucoraceae. The transcript has 2 exons.
UUUUUUCUUAUUUCACCUCCUUAUAUAUUUUGUACAUGUCACGGUUUUACUGGGAGACACCUUUUCUAUCACCAUUUCUCAACAUGGAGCAUAAACCGCAAUUAAAACGAACAAGAUCAACAGAGGCGAUGGACAGAAACGUAAAACGGCCCAAAGCAUACGAAGAAGCCAAAUCCACUCCUCCUGCUAAUACUGAAGCGAUAUUAUACCCCACUGUCUUACCUACACAUACCCCUCUGCUAAAGCCUAUCUCAAUAUCCACUAGGACACACACACCAGCGACUGGUUAUGCAACUACGCACGCACCUGUCAUGAGCUACGAAGGGAUCAACGGUCUACUUCACUCUGUCCAUAUCGAGCGAUUUGGCGAUCCAGAUACUCGGUUACAAGAUGAGGAGAUGACGGAUACACUAGUAGACAAUCAGGAAUACAAUAAUAUGAAUUCGGUGUUGCGACAAGCUUUUUUACAGCGACAUUAAAACCCCAUUUGGACAAUAACUUCUUACCCAAUAUCUCUUGCUCUGUGUGUGUGAAACACGUGCUAAACUUCUGUACAUAAAAAAAGGAAUAAAACAGUAAAAAUAAAAAAAUACUCAGCU